AUGUCUUCUUCAGGUGCAACGCCGGGGCGAUUGGCCUCCGAAUACAGCGAAGUUCAAUCUAGCCGCCUCAAAGUGACACUCCCUUUGCCGUCGGUUUUAAAAACCGCCUUCGAAAUCGUGGAUGGCCCCCCUAGUUCCGCCGCUGGAAAUCCAGAUGAAAUUGCAAAGCUUUUCCCAAACCUCUUCGGGCAACCAUCAGCAUCGCUGGUGCCUGGUGAUUCGUCUGGAGCUGCUUCUAACCAGAGCUUAAAGAUUGGUGUUGUGCUUUCUGGAGGACAGGCUCCUGGGGGACAUAAUGUCAUAUCUGGGCUCUUUGAUUAUUUGCAGGAACGAACAAAUGGUAGCACAUUAUAUGGUUUUAAGGGUGGCCCAGCAGGGAUAAUGAACUGUAAAUAUGUCGAAUUGACAACGGACUAUAUUUAUCCUUAUAGGAACCAGGGUGGCUUUGAUAUGAUCUGUAGUGGGAGAGACAAGAUUGAAACCCCUGAACAAUUUAAGCAAGCUCAAGAAACAGCAAAAAAGCUUGAUUUAGAUGGACUUGUUGUCAUUGGGGGUGAUGACUCGAACACCAAUGCUUGUCUUCUUGCUGAAAAUUUUAGGGGAAAUAAUAUGAAAACUCGGGUUAUUGGAUGUCCUAAGACAAUUGAUGGUGACUUAAAAUGCAAAGAAGUUCCCACGAGUUUUGGUUUUGACACAGCAUGCAAGAUAUAUUCAGAAAUGAUUGGAAAUGUUAUGACAGAUGCUCGUUCAACUGGAAAAUAUUAUCACUUCGUGAGGCUUAUGGGCCGAGCUGCGUCUCACAUUACAUUGGAGUGUGCUUUGCAGACUCAUCCAAAUGUUACCAUUAUUGGUGAAGAGGUUGCAGCCCAGAAGCAGACUUUGAAGAGCGUUACAGAUUAUAUUACGGAUGUGAUUUGCAAACGUGCUGAAGUUGGAUACAACUAUGGGGUCAUCCUUAUACCAGAAGGCCUGAUUGAUUUUAUCCCUGAGGUGCAGCAGCUUAUUUCAGAGCUUAAUGAAAUCCUUGCUCAUGAUGUUGUUGAUGAAGGUGGAAUGUGGAAAAAGAAACUUAGGAACCAAUCUCUUCAGCUCUUCGAAUUUCUGCCUCAAGCAAUUCAGGAACAACUACUACUAGAAAGAGAUCCUCAUGGAAAUGUUCAGGUUGCUAGAAUAGAAACAGAAAAAAUGCUUAUCCAAAUGGUGGAAACUGAGUUGGAUUCCAGAAGGAAGCAAGGUUUAUAUAAUAAAGAAUUCAAGGGACAGUCUCACUUUUUUGGUUAUGAAGGUAGAUGCGGGUUGCCUUCAAACUUUGACUCCAACUACUGCUAUGCAUUGGGUUAUGCUGCAGGUGCUCUCCUUCAGAAUGGAAAGACUGGCCUGAUUUCCUCAGUGGGGAAUUUGGAUGCUCCAGUUGAAAAGUGGACUGUAGGUGGAACAGCAUUGACUUCUCUGAUGGAAGUGGAGAGGAGACAUGGGAAAUUUAAACCUGUGAUUAAGAAGGCAAUGGUGGAUCUUCAAGCUGCUCAUUUCAAAAAGUUCGCAUCCAUGAGAGAUGAAUGGGCCCUGAAGAAUCGAUAUUUCAGUCCAGGUCCUGUUCAGUUCAUUGGCCCGACAUCGAAUGACAUCAAUCACACUCUAAUGCUGGAACUUGGUGCCCAGGCUUAG
Molecule: messenger RNA, 1665 nt
Organism: Fraxinus pennsylvanica
Lineage: Eukaryota; Viridiplantae; Streptophyta; Magnoliopsida; Lamiales; Oleaceae
Source: the annotation of a GenBank genome assembly